AUGAACCAUGGCCAGAAGUUCGAAGCCCCACGUGUUGGGAUGCUGAUGUCGAGAUGGGGCCACAACCACUGGAACCAAGAGUUUUACAAGAAAGCUAGUUCUGAAGCUCUUCCGGGAUUAAUGGAUCUUUCUCUGAAGCCAGAGUGCGAAGAGUGCAUCAAUGUGAGCGGCCACAAGUUGAUGGAAGGGUUGCCCGGCUCCGUAGCGCAGGGCUUGCCAUCAAGAUCUUGCCGAAAGAAGACUGGGAAAGAGCUGUACGGGCAAGCAAGGUCUCCACUGCUGAGGUUCAUGGAGAUGAGGAAUGAGUAUCAUGCAAGGAUGUAG
This is a messenger RNA of Symbiodinium sp. CCMP2592, 324 nucleotides long. The record is from the annotation of a GenBank genome assembly. Lineage: Eukaryota; Dinophyceae; Suessiales; Symbiodiniaceae.